UACCCGAAUCUGUUCCAGUUGCAUUAAGAGCAGCCGUCGGGGAAUCGUGCAACAUUUUUUGUCCACCAGGAGAAGGGAAGAUGCAAUGUGGCUUCAAUGAGGAAGAAAGAAAAUAUAAAAUGUUUCCAAGUCUAUGUGCCAUGGGAGCGUUUUCUACGUGCUUCAAAACUAAAUAUGUACCAACACCAUUGAAAUUCUGCGUCAACAACCAAUUGCAUCCCACAAGGAGGUUAUAUGGUGAAUCCUGUCCGGUAUUCUGCCCUAACCACUACCGCCCUGUGUGCGGGGCUUCAACACUGAGGUCCUAUAUAUACAAGACCUUCAAUAAUGGCUGCUACUUCGAUAUGCUGAACUGCAGAGGCGAUUCUGAUACCAGUAGCUACAUCGAAGUGCCACUGGAGUUCUGCCAGAGACAUCUCAUGAAGAAUAUUUUCAAAGAACAAGUCGUCGUAUCUGGACUCAACGACUAUAGAGAUUAUCACGAAUAUUAA
Messenger RNA from Trichoplusia ni (cabbage looper), 491 nucleotides. RefSeq lists its product as uncharacterized. Bases 81 to 491 code for a protein of 136 amino acids. The transcript has 3 exons. Gene Ontology annotation, molecular function: protein binding. The record is from RefSeq and is a predicted model, not a curated record. Lineage: Eukaryota; Metazoa; Arthropoda; Insecta; Lepidoptera; Noctuidae.